AUGGCUGCUGAAUCAGCAUGUCAAAGCACUGAUGCUUUAAAUGAUCAAGUAAUUUAUGAAAGUACUGUGCUUCUUCCUAAAGAAAAUUUUCACUUCGCAGAUAUUACUAUAGAUAGUGUUUCCAAACGCCUACAAAAACUAAAUGUCUCAAAAGCGACAG
Paramuricea clavata is the source of this 160-nucleotide messenger RNA. Lineage: Eukaryota; Metazoa; Cnidaria; Anthozoa; Malacalcyonacea; Plexauridae. The record is from the annotation of a GenBank genome assembly.